Talaromyces atroroseus is the source of this 876-nucleotide messenger RNA. Its product is annotated as Defective in cullin neddylation protein 1. Gene Ontology annotation, molecular function: ubiquitin conjugating enzyme binding; ubiquitin-like protein binding; cullin family protein binding. Lineage: Eukaryota; Fungi; Ascomycota; Eurotiomycetes; Eurotiales; Trichocomaceae. Gene Ontology annotation, cellular component: ubiquitin ligase complex. The coding region runs from base 1 to 876 and encodes 291 amino acids. The transcript is spliced from 4 exons. Gene Ontology annotation, biological process: positive regulation of ubiquitin-protein transferase activity; protein neddylation. The record is from RefSeq and is a predicted model, not a curated record.
AUGCCGCCCUACACAGGCACCCAGAGGCAUUACAUAUCGCAGUUCGUGAACUUGACACAGGCCAAGGACGCCGUUGCUUCCAAGUUUCUGCGCGCGAAUGGCUGGAAUGUCGAACAGGCCGUUGAUGCGUACGCACAGCCUUUCCCAUCUUCUCGUCGCAAAGCUAAGUUCUGCAGAUACUUCUCCAGCACCCAGGCGGCCGCAUCAUCCUCGUUGAUCCCAGCACUGAACAAGAUCUUUGACGAAUAUCGAGAUGACCCCAAAGAAAACCCAGACACAAUCGGAAUCGAGGGAGCCAUGAAAUUCCUCGAAGCCAUUCAAGUACAACUGGAUGAGGUUGCGUGCUUGGGAAUAGCGGAGUUACUGAAAUCACCCAGCAUGGGCGAAUUUACUCGCGCGGGCUUUGUCGACGGAUGGAAGAGUGUUGCAGUCGAGUCAAUACCCCAGAUGAUAUCCCACGCAGCCUCGCUCCGAACACGAAUAUCCUCACAACCAGACACAUUCCGCAAGGUGUACCGAUAUGCCUUUCCGCUCUGUCGCAUGCAAGGCCAGCGCAACCUGACGUUUGAAAUCGCAUCGGAGCAAUGGCAACUCUUCUACACCAGCGGCAAUGGGGGUGUCGAUUGGAAUACCCCUACUACGCCGUGGCUGGACUGGUAUUUGGAAUUCCUCGAAUCCAGGGGCAAACGACCCGUCAAUAAAGAUUUAUGGGAGCAGACCGAGGUGUUUAUGCGCAAGACCCGCGAGGACGAGCAUUUUGGAUGGUGGAGUGCCGACGGUGCCUGGCCUGCCACUUUGGAUGAUUUUGUCGCAUAUGUGCAGCAAGAUAAGCGUGGUGCGAAGCUUGGGAGUGGAGGAGCCAUGGAUGUUGAGUGA